Molecule: messenger RNA, 2784 nt
Organism: Hydra vulgaris (swiftwater hydra)
Lineage: Eukaryota; Metazoa; Cnidaria; Hydrozoa; Anthoathecata; Hydridae
Product: protein kintoun
Biological process (GO): axonemal dynein complex assembly
Cellular component (GO): cytoplasm
Source: RefSeq, a predicted model, not a curated record
AUAUAGUAAACUAUUAGCUAGAAAGUAUCAAAAUGGAUGUUAAUGAAGAAUUUCAAAUAACACCUGAGGAAUUGGAACGAAUAAAAUCAGCAAUGAAUAACAAAAUUUUUCGUGAUAUGCUUAUUGAGUAUGCUAAUGAAAUUUCAGAUCCUGCUAAUAAAAAGAAGUAUGAAGAAGAAAUUAUAGCAAUGGAGAAACAACGAGGUCAAGAGGUGAAGCUAAUAAAGCCUCAGUCUGGUUUUGUUGUAAAAACUGUUUGCCUAAAAGACAAUCUAAAGACUUUUAUAAACAUUUGCACUAGCCCUGAAGUUGGUGAAUACUCGUCUGAAAAAGGAGUUCAAAAUGGUUUAUCUGGUUUGCAUGUUAAACUACCCCAUAGCCUUGUUCCGUGUAGAAAGGAUUAUGAUAAAGAUGGAAAACAGUGCAUUGUGUAUGAUGUGUGCUUCAAUCCUAAGUCUUAUGAACGAGCUCUUCAUGAUGAAGCUUUUCGUUCAAUUUUAAUUGACACUUCGUUUGAUGCUAUAGAAAAACAAGCUGGCAUUAGUUUUGACAGAAAGAACAGAAAAUUUCCAAAAAUGAAGUACAAAGGGACUCCUCAACCUUCUAUUCUCCGCUCUACAGAAUUGAAGCAGGGGGAAAAUAAGGAAACUUCAGGUUUUAACUAUCCAGCAAGAAAUAUAGAAAAGAAAAACUCACAAAAAGUUAAAAAAGAUUCUGAAAUAAAGUUAAACGAAAACCAUUCUACGAGUACCAAGUUACCCAUCACCCCUAAAUUUAAUAUAAUUCACAGAGGUUUCUUUGAUAUGCAAGACUUCACAAACACAAUUGUUAGUAAAAGUAGAGAUCCAAAAGAAUUGGUUGUGGAAAUAUAUCUUCCAUUAGCAGAAGCAGCGUCUGGUAUUGAUUUAGAUAUUUUCGAGAAACAGCUUGUUUUAAACUCAAACAAUCCAUCAUAUCACUUAGAUAUUAAACUUCCUUACAAAAUAAAUGAAAAUUUAGGUUGUGCUCAGUUUGACAAAGGCAAACGCAUCCUUAUUGUUACAUUGCCAGUCAUCUCUGAGCCAAAUAUUAAUAUUGAUACAAAAAGUUCACUUGUUACUCUUGCAGAUGAAAAUCACACUGACCAAAAUGAAGUAAUUAAAAACGACCCAGAAUGUUUUAUUGAGUAUAAUGAAACAAGAAAACAUGAUGAAGAGCAUGGUGAAAAGAACACUCAAGUAGCAAAUCUAACACCCAUGAAUGAACACUCUGAAAACCUUAAAUUUGAUUCAUCAGUAAUAGACUAUUUGCCAGGAACUUCUCAAUUGCCCCCAUUUUCAUGCCAUCAAACUUUAGAAGAAGUUUUAAUAUUAAUUACUAUACAAGAUAUUAAAGUUGAAGAUCUUUCAAUUGGUUUUACUGAACAUCAGGUUUGUGUGAGUUUUUCUCAAAAUUCAGAUGAAAAAACCUCAUUAGAAUGGAGUAUGGUUAUUCGAUCUGAAGACAUUGAUUUUUUUGAUAAAACUGAUUGUGGGUUUGAUAUUUCCUUAGUAGGAUUAGAAUUACAUUUACGCAAAUCAGUUAGAUCUAUUAGAUUGUGGAAUAAAAUCUUCAUAGGAGCAUCAGAAACUGAAUUGAAGAUGGAAACUUUCUUAACUAAAAGUAAUUCUGACUCACCUGCUCACAAGGAAGCUCAUAAUGGUAUAAACUCUAAGAAACUAUGUGAAAACAAUAGUUCUGAACAGUGUGAAAAUGAUAAUGCAAAAUGCUUGGAAAAUGUUACAUUGGAGCGUUUGGAAAAUCAGUUAGAGAAGUUAUUAAUUCUCCAAGAUACUAUUGGUUUUGAUGAUAAUGUUGAUAAUUUCAAUGAUCAAGAUGAGGUCAUUUUGGAUAAACAUUUUGUGAAAACAGAAUUGAAUGGCUCCUCUCCAGUGUUAGAGAAUUCCGAAACUAUUGAUAAUGAUUAUCUCAAUAUCAGUUUGAUGGAUCUCCAUGACGAUGUUAUCGACUCUUCAAGCUCUUCACCGUGUUCUCCUUAUCAGGUUUGUAUAACGAAUACACGUUUUUACACCCGCCACGUGUCUGAUUGUUCAACUGAUGAAGACGCUGUUCAGAGAAAAGCAUUAUUGAAAUCGAUUUUAAAGCGAUCUAAAAGCGACGACACUGACUAUGAAUCUGCAAAAACGUCAACAAAUCGAACCCGUGCAAAGACAAUGUCAGACGAAAUCUUACUUAGCUCUCAAGAGGACGUUUAUAAAAGACGUAGAUAUAAAUCAGUAACAUUUUCAGAAGAACCCAUUGUUUUUGAGUUUGACAAAUUGUCUAAACGUCAGUGGAAAAAAAAAGCUAAACUUGAAAAGCAGCGUGAGAGCAGCGAUGCGAAACCAGAUAAUUUAGUUUGUAAUGCUCGGGUAUUAUCGUCACCGGCUGUAUUGCCAGUUUCAAGCCCGCAGAUUUUAGCGUCGCAAAGUUCAGGUAAGGUUAGUAAAAAACAAAGUAAAAAGGCUAAAAGGAAAGAAAAGCGUAACAGUUCUAGUAGCAUGUCUGACAAGGAACUUGAUUCGGAAGAACUUCAUAAAAAGUUAAAUAAGAAAAAGAAGAAGAAGAUUAAAAAUGUUCAAAUUAAUAAUACUAGUAUAAAGUGUGAUGUUAAAACUGAAAAAGUAGAUUCUACUUUGGACAACCAAAUGAUAUUUGAUUUAGAGUGAUUACGAAUUGGUCACAAAUUAUAUUAGAUUACUUUCUGUUUUUUGAAAGGAAUGUAUAAAAGAUUUUUAGCGUUUUUGAAAAUUAUUUUGUUUCUCA